UUGAUCUAUAAAUAGUGAUUCUCAUCUGUGCUUUCUCAACGCUCAUCUCUUUCUUAGUCUUAUGUUUUCCUUUCUCAUUUAACCUUCUUUACAAGACAUGGAGUUACCUUGGCUCAGUCAAUUUCUCUGCCUUCUUUUGUAUUUCCAAACCAUAUGUUCUCCUUCUUUCUCUUUACCGUUAUUGUGUCCUCAUGACCAAGGCCUCGCCUUGCUCCAAUUCAAGAAUUCCCUUUUCACUAGUAGUUCUGUUUCUUUAGGACACCACAAGCUAGAGUCUUGGGAAGAGGGGACAGAUUGUUGCACUUGGGAUGGAGUCUUGUGUGACAUGGAGACAGGCCAUGCAAUAAGCCUUAAUCUUGCUAAUUUCAUGCUUCAUGGCAGUCUCAAUUCUAACAGCACUCUUUUCUUUCUUACCCAUCUCCAGAACCUCGACCUUUCCAACAAUGACUUCAAUGGCUCCCAUAUUCCUUCUCAAUUUAGCCGGUUCUUGAAUUUGACAUAUCUUAACCUUGGGUUCUCAAAUUUUUCAGGCCAAGUUCCAUCAGAAAUAUCUCUUUUGUCCAAAUUGAGUUUUCUUGAUCUCUCUUAUAAUGAAAACUUGGUGCUAGAAACAAGUACUUUUAGCAAGGUUGUUCAAAACCUAAGUAAGCUAAGAGAACUCAGUUUAAAUGGAGUAGACAUGUCAUUGAUUCUGCCCAAUUCAUUGAUGAAUCUUUCUUCUUCUUUGUCAUCUCUGAAACUUGCAUCCUGUGGAUUACAAGGACAAUUCCCAGAUGACAUAUUCCAUCGAACAAACCUUCAGGUGCUUGAUCUAUGGGUCAAUAAGGAUCUCACAGGAUCUUUUCCUAGAAUAAAUGGCACUAGGCCCCUCAGGUACUUGGCUCUUUCUAACACAAGCAUGUCAAUAUAUUUAGAGCAUGAUUUCUUUAAUAGUCUAAAUUUGUUAAAAGAAUUGUAUCUUAGUAGUUGCAAUGUUAUGGGGUCUAAUUUUGCAUGUCUUGGCAAUCUUACACAACUCACUCGCUUGGACCUCUCCAGAAAUAAUUUCAAUGGUCAAAUCCCAUCCUCGCUUGGAAACCUUAUUCAUCUCAACUUUCUAGACCUUUCAAAUAACAAUUUUGGUGGUCUAAUUCCCUUUGUAGUUUGUAAUCUCACAAAACUGCAAUUCCUGAGCCUGUCAAAUAAUAAUCUAACAGGGACAAUCCCUUUCCAAGUACACAAGCUUUCAUCCCUGAACCAACUCCACUUAUCUCAUAACUUUCUCAAGGGAGCAUUACCACCAUCCUUGUUUUCUCUGCCUUCUUUGGAAAAUCUAUUCCUUGAGAAUAACCUAUUCAGUGGUCAUCUAAGUCAAUUCCAGUAUACUUCUUCUUUGAAGUAUAUUGACUUGAGUCGUAACUUAUUAGAUGCUCCAAUACCAAGUUCAAUUGCCAAUCUUGUCAAUUUGGAUAGUCUUAUCCUUGCAUCAAAUGAAAAUUUGACUGGAGAGAUCCCUUUCUCAAUUUGCAAGUUGAAAUCUCUACGAAUGCUCGAUUUGUCUAAUAACAGGUUAAGUGGUUUUAUCCCAGGAUGUUUGGGAAACUUCAGCGAGUCAUUGGAGAUUAUUGUUUUAGGGAAUAACACAUUGGAAGGUCCAAUUCCAAGUUCGAUUUUCAAGCUUAUUAACUUGUUGAUUCUUGAUUUGUCUCCAAACAAAUUAAAUGGAGAGAUCCCCGCUUCAAUUUGCCAGUUGAAAUCCCUGGAAGUUGUGGACUUGUCUAACAACAAUUUAAGUGGCUAUAUCCCACGAUGCCUGGAAAAUUUGAGCAACAAUGUCCUCACUCGAGACAACCAACGAAUGAGCUCUGUCCUUAAUCAGGUAAGCGUGCUUUCCAGUAUUAUCUAUCUCGACUUAUCGAGUAACUGGCUAAAUGGGACAAUACCAUCUUUCUUGUUCAAAUUGUCUUCCUUAAGACACUUGCACCUUGAGAAUAAUCUCUUCACUGGCCAUAUUGGCGAACUGCCAUCAAGAUCGGUAAUGGAGGUUAUCGAUUUCAGUAACAACAUGUUGGAUGGUCCAAUUCCAUUUUCCUUGUUCCAUCUACCCUCUUUGCAGUACCUAUUUCUUCAAAACAAUUCAUUGACUGGUCGUAUAAGUCAGUUUCAGUGUCAUAAACUAAGGUACCUUGAUCUGAGUAAUAACUUGUUGGAUGGCCCAAUUCCAAGUUCAGUUUCCAAACUUGUCAAUCUCAGUGUUCUUAUUCUUUCAUCAAACAACAAACUGAUUCAAGAAAUCCCUCCUUCCAUUUGUGAGCUGAAAUCUCUACAAAUUCUUGACUUGUCUAAGAAUGGUUUAAGUGGUUCCAUCCCAUAUUGUCUGGGAAGCUUCAAAAAACUCUUGGUACUUGGUCUGGGUUUGAACAAUUUCCAAGGUACUAUCUUUACUACAUUUUCAGAAGGGAAUAGCUUGAGAUAUCUAAAUUUCAAUGGCAAUAAAUUCCAAGGGCACAUACCAAAAUCCAUCACCAAUUGUAGAUAUUUGGAAGUUUUGGACCUUGGCAACAACAAGAUAGAGGAUACGUUCCCUUCUUUUCUUGGAACUCUUACAGAAUUGCGAGUUCUUAUCUUGCGAUUCAAUAAGCUACAUGGUUCUAUGCAGAGUCCUUCCACCAACUUUUCCUUUCCUAAAUUGAGGAUCUUGGACGUCUCCAACAAUGUUUUGAGUGGGAAUUUGCCGUCAAAUUUUUUCAAGGAUCUCAAAGCAAUGAUGGAUGUUGAUAGAAACAUGGAAUAUAUGAUGAUGAAAGAUUACGGUUAUGAUUAUUCUGCAAGAAUGACAUGGAAAGGAUUGGACAUUGAAUUGGUAAAAAUCCGAACCACUCUUACAAUGAUUGAUUUGUCUGGGAAUAAAUUUACAGGGAAGAUUCCAGAGGCAAUUUCGAAGCUUAAAUCACUUAAACAGCUUAAUCUUUCCCAUAACUACUUUACUGGUUGCAUCCAGUCAUCAUUAGGAAAUUUGAGCAAUUUGGAAUCAUUAGAUCUCUCUUACAAUUUGCUCACUGGAGAGAUUCCUGUACGUUUGGUGGAUUUAACAUUUCUUCAAAUCUUGAACCUUUCUUACAACCAACUUGGAGGACUCAUACCUACAGGAAAGCAGUUCAACACAUUUGAAAAUAGUUCAUAUGAAGGAAACUUGGGAUUAUGUGGAUUUCCUUUAUCAAAAUCAUGCAACAGUGGUGAUGUCACACAACAAUUAGCACCAUCACCAAACUUGCAAGAAGGAGAUGCAACUGGGUUUGGGUGGAAAUCUGUAUCAAUAGGCUUUGCAUGUGGGCUGCUAUUUGGAUUUUCAAUGGCAUACAUGACGCAAACAAGAAGAAGACUACUAGCAUGGUUUUUGAGGGUGAUACAAAUUGUGGCAUCAACGCUCAAGAAAGUUUAAGGACAAAGUUAAUUGCAGAACUCAUAGAAGAAGGAAAGUUCGUUAAAAUAAUAAAGGAUAUGCAAUGUGUCUCGAAGAAGAUCUAUGGAUUUGCGCACAUAAAAAGCUUCAACAUAUAUGCAGAGACUGUUGGAAUGGCAACUAUCAUUUACCACACAACUUCCUUCUUUUUCUUUUCUUUUCUAUUUUUAGCUGUUUUUGGCUAACCAAUUUAUCAAUAGUUUUUCCAAUGUGUUGGUGGGCUAUGUUGUCACCAAAAAGAAUUUGUCCUUUUCACUGUUAUCUCUAUUUUCAAUUACAUGUAAUUGAUGACAAUUUUAUUAUUUCGUUUGAAAUAAUAGUUCAAUUUCCUACGUAAUCAAAGAAUGAGAUUGUAAAGAAUUUCAUUCCAAAAGUAUCGGGAACACCAGCAAGACACCAAUGGCUGCAGUCCAUUGCAGUAGGUCCUCCAAGCCCGUAUUGAAGGGCGUCCAUCUUUACGUUGCAGAGAUAGGAGUGUUUUAUCAUGCAAUUUCACAGGUUUUCUAAUCUUUCUCAG
Hevea brasiliensis (rubber tree) is the source of this 3959-nucleotide messenger RNA. Its product is annotated as receptor-like protein 9DC1. Gene Ontology annotation, molecular function: protein binding. The transcript is spliced from 2 exons. NCBI's taxonomy places the organism in Eukaryota, Viridiplantae, Streptophyta, Magnoliopsida, Malpighiales, Euphorbiaceae. The record is from RefSeq and is a predicted model, not a curated record. The coding region runs from base 98 to 3421 and encodes 1107 amino acids.